This is a messenger RNA of Sitodiplosis mosellana (orange wheat blossom midge), 586 nucleotides long. RefSeq lists its product as uncharacterized. The record is from RefSeq and is a predicted model, not a curated record. Bases 87 to 482 code for a protein of 131 amino acids. NCBI's taxonomy places the organism in Eukaryota, Metazoa, Arthropoda, Insecta, Diptera, Cecidomyiidae. The transcript has 2 exons.
AGUGCAUUGUGCAAUUUUUUUCAUCAAAUUCAGUGCGCUGCAGUCAUACUUCAAGUGAGAACGAAAUAAGACUUCAAGCUUUAAAAAUGACAGAUACAAUAAAAUUCGUAAUUUUUGCUUUAAUCGUUAUGGGUACGCUGAUUUCAAUACCAAAUCGCCAAUGUGCAGCACAUAAAAAAGCACCACUUCAAACUAACGGAACACAAAAGGAAGCAUCACAUUCUCCUCCAGUAAAUUUUGAGGUUCUGCAGACAGAGCCAGUCAUUCAACCAAAGCAGCAACCACAAAGUAAUGAUCCGUCAAUGCAAACGAUACAGGAAGAACAGCCAACUCCAGAUUCAGAAAGUUAUGAUGGAUUUCCACUCAAUCCCGCAGUUAUAGCAACUGAAGUAAAAUCUGUAAUAAAUCAAGUGGUUGAUAUGUGUGCUUCAGGCCCAAGUGUGCUCUACGAUACAAUAUUCGGCCAUUUGACAUUUUUUUAAGCUUUAUCCUAAGAUAUCUAAGCUUUUUCUAAGCUUUACCAAAGAUUGCAAAAUACUUUCUAUAUAUCGAUGUGCUGAGCUGAGUUAAUUGACUCAGGCACUUA